GAAAAUGUCUCGUAGGUAUCUGGUUUGACGAACCACGAUGCGUGUGGGAUACAUGUGUGUGCGUAUCGUGUGAAUUUUCGCAGGUGGUGAUUUUUCGUACGGAACGAAUUAUCCGAGAUUUUGUGCCGGUGGACAAACGCUAGUCGAAGCAAGAAGACGUGAGUUUGAGGCGCCGUGAUCGCGGGGCGUAUCCCAAAAUCGUGGGGGAAAAACGGCCCUGAUUUUAUCCAGUAAACUUCGUCGCGAUAUGUGUGUCGUGUUUUGUCGCAUCUCAUGAAAAAAUUACGAUUGUGAAAAAAAAAGAAACAUAUGUAAAGACGAUUUGAAAAGGUUAGGCGAAGAAACAAGUCGAAGAAAAUCGAUUUGACAUGACGACCACCAAGCUGAUUCAGCUUGUUGAACGAUGUCGAAUUUCUUUGUAAUGAUUUUUUUGAAGUCUUAUUUUUAAACAAUAUUGAUAUAUAAUUUUCGCACAAUAAUUAAAAAAUCUUUUUCUCUUAUCAUCGAUCGCUUUACUGUGAAUCACUGCCAAUGUGUAACUCGGCCGACGAUUCUUACGUACAAAAGCUAGGUUAUCUGCAACUCGGGGAUGAACCCACUGACGCCGGCGGUGCAUCGGGUACCGGUAGGGUCACGGGAUCACGACCUGAGGCCCAGGUACCCGUGUCGAGAAAUACCAUAACAAGAACGGAUACCAGAGUGUCUGGGAGACCAGUUGGUGCUAUUGAAAGUUUUAUUGAAAGUAAUACUGAUACUUGCAGACAAUCAACAACUGAUUACAAGUUAUAUGAACGUGAAAAUAUAAUAGCUGCAUCAAGAUUUGCCACACCAAAACCUGUGGAACAAAUCAGUGCUCAGCAACAACAAAAUCAAAACCGUAUGAGUCAUCAACAAGCACCGGUAUAUGAAAAUAUUGACUACUAUCCACAACAAAAUCAACCUCAUCCUCCUUAUUAUCAUCCAGUGGAAUCUAGAAAAAGUCCUAAAAGUAGUCCAAGAGGUUCAUUAGCAAGUGAAUCUUAUGAACCCACUUUUAGAAAAGCACAACCACAAGUGCCUACUGGAAACCGAUAUCAAUCUGCAUCUCCAGCAAAAGAAUUACCUCCAUAUGAAGCACCUCCCGUGUAUGAAAAUAUUCAAGAAGUACAUUUCCCAGAUAAUACACAAAAUAAACCUGGUCCACAGGUUCCACCAAAUUAUUAUCAUCCAGCUACAAUUAAUGGUGGUGAUUAUGUUGUCAUGACUGGUAAAGUAGGUCAAACACAAAAUCAGAGAGGUAUAACACAAAGUUUAUCAUAUACACAACAAAGAGGAAGCAAUAUACGUGGUCAAAGUUAUGAUGGUUCAAGUUUACAACGAUGUGUUGAUUCCUCUACAUCAAGGUACUUACAAGGAUCUUCUUCAUCUUUGGAUCAUCAGGCUGGUAGAAGUGCUUAUGUUCCACCAUCUGAAUUACAAACACCAACCAGAAAUUUUAAUUAUAAUUCUGAACAGCAACAACAUUCUCCCAGAUCAGGGCUUCCUUACCACAGUGAAUCUCCACCAAUCCGUUUACCUCCAGAACCACAUCAUUAUCGUGGCACUCUGGAUAGUUCAAUAAGUGGACAGCAUGGGUUUAGAGCUUCAAAUCAUAUAGAGAGUGUACAACAGCCGCAAUAUCGUCAGGAUAGCCCUCAAAAUUAUAAACCGUACAUAGAAUCAAAUACAAGAAGUACAAAUGCAAAUAUUACAGGAGAAACUCAAGCUAGAAACUCACCUGUUUAUGGUGUGAGGCAAGGAGAGCAAUCUGCUUGCCGUAAUUCUCCUUGUUACUCUCCAAACAGAGUGUUGCCACCAAAUGAAAGAAAUUAUCAUCAUCAAGAAUCUAGAGCAGAUUUUCCUGCCAGAAAUUCUCCAAUUUAUUCUUCUAACAGAUCAACAGAGCAUUUAAGAUUAAGUAAUUUACAAAAUGACAGAAAUUUUGUUCAGGAAGUACCUGAGCCUUCUGAAACAUCAAAACCAUCUCCUAUGUAUUCACCUAGCCGUAAUGAUAAUUCCAGAAUUGUAACUAAUAACAAUAAUAUAAGAGGUUCUCCAAAAUCAAGUCCAACUCACAAUCAAAUAUCAUCUGAUACAGUCGUACAAAACGUGAUUAAUUCACCAAGACACGUGUCACCAUCUUCCACGAAUAAUAUCGGAAGUCCUCUACGUGGUCAAAUACAAACACCAGUGACUACUGGUACACCUACCACCGCAGAAUCUGAUCCAAAUAUUCAUGGACCUAGAAUUACCAGUCUCCCUCCAGGGGUGACCAGUGGUGUGGCCGGCCCUGUCUUUUUAAACGCUGGUGUACCUGUGUUACAAAGGCCAUCCGAACCUGAACCGGAGGAAAGAAAGUCAGUCAGUCCACCAAUGAAACCGACAUCUGGCAAGGGAUUACUACCCUACAAUGUCAUACCACCCAGACCUUCCGGGCCCACCGAAGCGGAGAGAAAAAUAGAAGAGUUGACGAGACAACUCGAGGAGGAGAUGGAAAAACAAGAAGAGGAAGGGGAAUACUUCGGUAUCUGUCAUACAUGCGGUGAAAAAGUGACUGGAGCUGGCCAAGCCUGCCAAGCCAUGGGCAACCUUUAUCACACAAAUUGCUUUAUAUGCUGUUCGUGUGGAAGAGCGUUACGCGGCAAAGCGUUCUAUAAUGUUCACGGAAGAGUAUACUGCGAGGAAGAUUAUCUGUAUUCUGGCUUCCAACAAACCGCCGAGAAAUGCGCAAUCUGCGGUCAUCUCAUCAUGGAAAUGAUAUUACAAGCAAUGGGGAAGUCCUAUCAUCCAGGAUGCUUUAGAUGUUGCGUUUGCAACGAAUGUCUUGAUGGUGUUCCCUUCACCGUCGAUGUGGACAAUAAAAUUUAUUGCGUAAACGAUUACCACAGAAUGUUCGCGCCAAAAUGUGCCUCCUGUGGUAAAGGAAUUACUCCAGUCGAAGGCACAGAGGAGACCGUAAGAGUCGUUUCCAUGGAUAAAGAUUUCCACGUAGAUUGUUACGUUUGUGAAGAUUGUGGCAUGCAAUUGACUGAUGAACCGGACAAACGAUGCUACCCACUCGAUGGUAGACUUAUGUGUCGUGCGUGCCACAUCCAACGCAUAUCCCACACGCAACCCAGGGCACCACAGCCAGUAUCAGCUAGUUAUCAAUUUAUGGGAUAAGUUAAGUUAAAAAGUUUUAAAUUGAAUGUUUAAAAUUGAACUGCGCUCGCGUAUCGAUCAUCCAAU
Messenger RNA from Apis dorsata (giant honeybee), 3246 nucleotides. It is a transcript of the gene jub, whose product is annotated as LIM domain-containing protein jub. The transcript is spliced from 6 exons. Gene Ontology annotation, biological process: positive regulation of miRNA-mediated gene silencing; regulation of DNA-templated transcription; cytoskeleton organization. NCBI's taxonomy places the organism in Eukaryota, Metazoa, Arthropoda, Insecta, Hymenoptera, Apidae. Gene Ontology annotation, molecular function: transcription corepressor activity. Gene Ontology annotation, cellular component: adherens junction; P-body; nucleus. The record is from RefSeq and is a predicted model, not a curated record. The coding region runs from base 532 to 3180 and encodes 882 amino acids.